UAUUGGUCAAGGUAUCGAACGAAAACACCGCUCCAUCCCGGAAAAUGUCCUCCAGCGAAGGUCCAAAAAGUGGGUUCAAGAUCGAAAACUCGGGCCGCAAACUGAACAAGACGGAGGUUGAUUUUAUGAGGUUGAUCGAACAGCAGAACCUGCAACGCGUGCAGAAACUUCAACGCCAGCGACGGAAUAACAAACUGACCGGCAUUGCUCUCGGCGGUACAGUCCUUGGGAUCUACUUGUACUCGAUGUUCUCGGUGAAACAAGAGAAAUUUUUGGAUGAUUUUGAAGAACCUAUUAAACUAGAGGUUGAAAACAAGGCACUGUAA
Molecule: messenger RNA, 326 nt
Organism: Anopheles nili
Lineage: Eukaryota; Metazoa; Arthropoda; Insecta; Diptera; Culicidae
Gene: Ccdc56
Product: cytochrome c oxidase assembly factor 3, mitochondrial
Exons: 1
Coding region: 45-326 (93 amino acids)
Biological process (GO): mitochondrial respiratory chain complex IV assembly
Cellular component (GO): mitochondrial inner membrane
Source: RefSeq, a predicted model, not a curated record